Lagenorhynchus albirostris (white-beaked dolphin) is the source of this 787-nucleotide messenger RNA. Its product is annotated as small ribosomal subunit protein uS5-like. The coding region runs from base 1 to 561 and encodes 186 amino acids. The record is from RefSeq and is a predicted model, not a curated record. Gene Ontology annotation, biological process: translation. Gene Ontology annotation, cellular component: cytosolic small ribosomal subunit; ribosome. Gene Ontology annotation, molecular function: RNA binding; structural constituent of ribosome. The transcript has a single exon. NCBI's taxonomy places the organism in Eukaryota, Metazoa, Chordata, Mammalia, Artiodactyla, Delphinidae.
AUGGCAGAUGCCGCCGGUGCUACGGGAGGCCCCGGGGGCCCUGGAAUGGGAGGCCGCGAUGGCUUCCGCGCAGGCUUCUGCAGCGGGGGCCGGGGUCGCGGUCGGGGCCGGGGUCGCGGUCGGGGCGGGGGCCGAGGCCGCGGAGCUCGCGGAGGCAAGGCUGGGGACAAGGAGUGGCUCCCCGUCACCAAGGUGGGCCGCCUGGUCAGGGACGUGAAAAUCAAGUCCCUGGAGGAGAUCUAUCUCUUUUCUUUGCCCAUCAAGGAAUCUGAGAUCACUGACUUUUUCUUGGGGUCAUCCCUCACGGGGGAGGUUUUGAAGAUCAUGCCUGUGCAAAAGCAGACCCGUGCUGGCCAGCGGACCAGGUUCAAGGCAUUUGUCGCCAUCGGGGAUUACAACGGACGUGUUGGUUUGGGUGUGACGUGCUCUAAGGAGGUAGCCAUUGCUAUCAGUGGGGCCAUCAUUCUGGCCAAGCUCUCCAUCGUCCCCGUGCGACGAGGCUACUGGGGGAACAAGAUUGGCAAGCCCCGUACCGUCCCCUGCAAGGUGACUGGCCGCUGAGGCUCUGUGCUGGUGCGCCUCAUCCCUGCCCCCAGGGGCACUGGCAUCGUCUCAGCCCCUGUGCCCAAGAAGCUACUGAUGGUGGCUGGAAUUGACGACUGCUACACCUCUGCCAGGGGCUGCACUGCCACGCUGGGCAACUUGGCCAAGGCCACUUUUGAUGCCAUUUCCAAGACCUACAGUUAUCUCACUCCUGAUCUCUGGAAAGAGACGGUGUUCACCAAGU